Molecule: messenger RNA, 2585 nt
Organism: Setaria italica (foxtail millet)
Lineage: Eukaryota; Viridiplantae; Streptophyta; Magnoliopsida; Poales; Poaceae
Exons: 7
Coding region: 153-2246 (697 amino acids)
Biological process (GO): mRNA destabilization
Cellular component (GO): cytoplasm
Molecular function (GO): mRNA binding
Source: RefSeq, a predicted model, not a curated record
CUCUCCCCUCUUCCUUUCCCGCUUUUUGCCUCCCCCUCUCCUCGUCUCCUCCGCCUCGCCCCUCUCCCGGUCCCGGCUAGGGUUUCCGCCGCCGGCGACGAGGAUCGGGAGGACCGAUCACGCCGCCGCUUCGUGCUGAGUGACUGCAUUCUAUGGAUCUUCAGGAGCAUCAUGAGCUCAUAUUUGGAGAGGAGUUCUGCUUUCCUGCCACCACAACUUACUAUCCACCUCUUUAUGGCCCAACUGGAAUUAAUGUGCCUGCCCAGUUGUAUCAGCACCAGACAAUCUCGAGAUGUGACAAUCGAGCUCCAAAUUAUACGGGCCACCAGGCUCAAGGCACAUCAUACAUGUAUUAUGUUAUCCCUGAAUAUGGGAUCGCUCAUUCUCCCCAUGGACCUCACCUUUUGCACCCCUGUGCCAUAGGUGAUGGUAGUUCUGUCAGAACCCAAGAGUAUCGCGCUGAAACUGUGGAGCACACAUACCAUCAACCAGUUCCUACACCCCACUAUCCUGCCCUUCCAUCUGCGGUAGACAGGACCCCAGCUACCACCGCUCAAUCUCUUGCAUACACCAAUGGCCUGUUUGUCCCAGGUGGACUAAAGCAAACUGUAGCUGUUGCCUCAGAAAGUGGUGUUGCGUGGAAUCAAUCUGUACAACAAGCUACUAUUUCUUCAAUGGGAUUUCAAGGCCAUACUUUUCUACCAAAGGAACAACCGCGUUGGCCAGCUCCAUGGAAGCGACAAUUCUCUGGUGGGUCCAUGGUGCCAGCUAGACUUCCUCGUGCUCGACGGGCAUCACAGCAGUCUACACAAGUGGCAGUUCCUUCUGUCCGGUCUUCUCUGCAGACUAAUCUGUCAUACAACAAUGAAGUUUCAAAUGUUGGAUCUGACCAUUGUAAGAUGUUGUCAGCUGAGAGAUCCCAACCAUAUGCAAGAACCAUCAGCUAUGCUAAUCGAAGGUUGAGUUCCGUGAGUCAGCAGAACAUAAGUAAAGCAAAAAUGCCAAUAGGUUCAUUGUCCUCAGAAAUAAUUGGAAAAUCCUAUACAUCAAGGCUCCUUAUUGGCAACCCAGAGGGUAGAAUAAUCAUUAGGACUGAUCAGUAUAACAGAGAUGAUUUCCAAGUGGUGUAUACAAAUGCAAAAUUCUUUGUUAUAAAGUCCUACAAUGAGGCUGAUAUUCACAAAUCUAUCAAGUACGGUGUGUGGUCGACAUCCUCUGUUGGAAACCUGAAGCUGGAUACUGCAUUCAGAGAUGCUCAAGUGAUAGCUGCAAGUAGUUCUACCUUGUGCCCAGUUUUGCUGUUCUUUUCGGUCAACGGAAGUUCACAUUUCUGUGGAGUUGCUGAGAUGGUUGGCCCUGUUGACUACCAAAACGACAUGGACUUUUGGUGCAGGAAGAAUAAAUGGAUUGGCAGCUUUCCUGUAAAAUGGCACAUCAUAAAAAACGUACAUAACUCCACCUUCCGAAGUAUCUUGCUGCAGAACAAUGAAGAUAAACCUGUGACCAGUAGCAGAGAUACACAAGAGAUACACUACACUCCUGGAACAACUAUGCUCGAACUCUUCAAAUAUACCAGAGCAGAGGGAUGUGUGCUUGAUGACUUCAUGGUGCAUGAGGAGGAGGAAGCAAGGAGUGGACAACUCGAGAGGUUUAAGCUGCGCCAGGGUGCUCCACAUUUUAUACCUGCUUGGCAUGGCCCUUGUACCAAAAGACCUAUGCUACCCAAAUCAGACAGCGUGCUGAAGGACAGAAUUGUCAGUGAGACAAACAAUCUGACAGACAAGCUACAGAAUCUCAACUUGGAUGGGCACCAGAGUUCAUGUCAAGAAUUUGGGAACCGGACUAGCGAAGCUUCCACCACAAACACACAGAAAGGAAGCCAUUGCUAUGGAGACCAGGUUCUUGAUAAUCCUGUGAAGGUUAUUGCUUCAGACGUGAAAUUUGCUUUGGAUGGAGAACGACGCCGCUGGAAGAAGGUUGAGACCACCCCAACUGAAAAGCCGCAACCAGAAACUGUUGCCAGGGUCUCGUCAAAAGCACCACCUAGGAAGCAUCGAAAAGAAGGUAAAAAUACAUUGGUGCACAGUGCAUCAGGAGCUCCUGAGAUGACUUGUGAAGAACAGAAGAUCGUUGGGAAGCCCUGUUCACCUGCAUACGGUUCAACGCCAAGUCAAGCCUGCUCAAAACCCGUGCCUGGUGUUGUUGCCAUUGGGUCAAUGCUUAUCCCAAUUACGACGUCCAUUUAGUAGACCGAAAAGCAUUUCUGUUAAUCCACUCAUAGUAAGGUCCCGGUAGUAAAUAGCACAGUUCUCUUUUCUGACUUUGUGGGUUUGUGAUAACCACGGAGUAAGCGGCCUUCAGUCUAAUCUGGCAAACUAGGAAUCACUUUAUCUUAGGAUCUGGAAGGUUAAGGUUUCCUUUUGACCCUUUUAAGCAUGGUUGUUCCUUUUGAAUCUUCAGUUACCAUGUUUGAACUGGUUACCCUAGUCUCUGAAGAGGAAAGAUGCAAGAUGUGGUGGCGAUGUACUGAUGUGCUUAAACUUCUGUUGAAGUGGAUAGCAGAAUAAAGUCGGAUGAUCUUGCUA